Messenger RNA from Tripterygium wilfordii, 2545 nucleotides. RefSeq lists its product as uncharacterized. The transcript is spliced from 8 exons. NCBI's taxonomy places the organism in Eukaryota, Viridiplantae, Streptophyta, Magnoliopsida, Celastrales, Celastraceae. The coding region runs from base 43 to 1176 and encodes 377 amino acids. The record is from RefSeq and is a predicted model, not a curated record.
ACAGAAGUUGUCGACUCCUUGGCAUUGUAAGCCACUGUGAAAAUGAACACGAGACUCAAAGCCAUGCUCUCUCCACCUCUAAUGAGGCUCACACCCUUUAACUUAAAAUCGAUUAAACCCUUCUCUUCUCCUUCACAACAAUACUCUCCAUGGUCGGGUCUUCAGUCAUGGAGGGAUAGCCAGCUUAACAAGAACCGGUUUUGGGGACCCGAUGGCCCGGAACCUCAACCCUCCUCUACUGGCUUUGAGGACUUUCAUAUGGGCUCUGCUUCCUCUCUUGCGGAGCUUGGUGCUCUUGUGCUCUCCACCAGCGACCCUCUUGCCAAAUCCAAGCUCUCUCAUCUUGCCUUCUCCAGAUGGCGCAAUGAAAGGCUCCCGAUUGGGGUCUGCCAACCGCCCUCCAGGCCGGCCCGCCCAUCUAAGCCACAGCUGGUUUCACCAAAAGAAAUUCCAGCUCCCAAAGUCUCAGGUUUGUCUCUCAAUGCUUAUAUGCUCCAUAAUCUUGCGCAUGUGGAGCUAAAUGCGAUUGACUUAGCAUGGGAUACUGUUGUUCGGUUUUCGCCUUUGAGUGAGGUUCUUGGAGAGGGAUUCUUUGCUGAUUUUGCUCAUGUUGCUGAUGAUGAGAGUCGCCAUUUUGCUUGGUGCUCACAGAGGCUUGCGGAGCUCGGUUUUAAAUAUGGAGACAUGCCUGCUCAUAAUUUGCUUUGGAGGGAGUGUGAGAAAUCAUCUGACAAUGUAGCUGCACGUUUGGCUGUUAUCCCCCUAGUACAGGAGGCUCGAGGACUUGAUGCUGGGCCCCGGCUAGUACAAAAAUUGAUUGGCUUCGGUGAUCGUAGGACAUCUAGAAUUGUGGAAAGAAUUGCUGAUGAGGAAGUUGCACAUGUAGCCGUUGGAGUUUGCUGGUUUGUCUCAAUCUGUCAAAAAAUGGGUUGUAUCCCAUGCUCCACUUUCAAAGAUUUGUUACAAGAGUAUGAUGUGCAGUUGAAAGGACCUUUCAAUCAUUCGGCUCGAGAUGAAGCUGGCAUUCCGCGUGAUUGGUAUGAUGCAUCAUUCUCGAGUAAACAGAAUACGAAUGAGAGACAGGAUGCAAAUGAGAAGCUUUCACCUGUUUAUGAUAGGCUUGUUUCUAUCAUUUCGAUGGAGAGUGAGAACUCGAGUUUGAGGCCUCGUAGGUGAUGUCAACGUAAAUAGCUGAAACACGUUAUCAUCUUACUCCCAGUAAGCCCAAUACUAAGAAGAGAAUUCUCUGUUUGGUUGCUUCCUUCAUAAUCAAUGGCGAUCCAAGCAUGUUAACCAUAUACCAAAGGAAAAUCUUGAAGCCCAGAUGAGAAGAGGCUUCUGGCACCACCUGGCCUUACCUACCUGCAGUUUCAACUUCCUUUUCAACGAGUUCUAAGCCUGGUGAACCAUGUUGCACUCUGUUCACCGGGAGAACAUAUUGUUUAUAAUCUUUACAUUUGUAAAGACUAUUCCUUCCUUGUUCGGCUUAACACAGUCCAUCAAGUACCUUAAACGAUCCAGUUUUAUGGAAAUUCUUUAUUAUUGAUGGAUUUCUGAACUUGUAAGACAACUUUCAUGAAAAGCUGCAUCACUGAUCUUGGUAAAAUUUGGUUACUUGUUGCCUACUAUUCUCACCUGAUGUUAGUAUAAGUUUGAUCAAAUUUCAAUAUUUCUCUCAAUGAGAAUCAAUUUCAAGACAUUCUGAGUUCAUACGAAAAGAUUCACCGAAGUAGUUCACUUGUCCUGUGUUUGCUGAUGCAAAACUUAUGGUGCUGAUAUAAUCAAAGACUCAGAUUGCUUAGAUUAUCUAAAGACGAUUUUUGGUCUGGCUGCUGUCUAUCCAAACGACGAAAGUAAUCUCCCAAUUUUGAGCUUGCGUGGCAAAUCAUCCAUCCUACAGAGGAAGGACACGGCUACUUAGUUUAACUAGUACUAGUAUUUUAGAAAGUCCAAUGGUUUACUGGGGGGGCGUUUCGAACAUUCGGAUUGGAUCAUCUUGAUAAAAUGUUUUUUUUCUUUUUCUGGACUUGGAAGUCACAAGCUUUGCGUUGAAGCAAAAGACAGCGAACGAACGUGCGGUGUGUCCUUUUCAAUUAUAUAAUCAUCGGAGAGAAGCACUUAUCCGAAUAAGCCAUCACCAGCACGUACAAACCACCACUAUCACAUCCAAGAUAGAAGAAAGAUUCAAAGAAGGCAUUAUUGUGAAAAAGCGAUCAUGUGCUGUGGAGACGGAGAGUGUAGACCACUUGGGUUUCUUCUGGGACUCCCUUUUGCGUUUCUUUCUCUUCUGAUAUCCAUUGUUGGCGUCGUCAUCUGGAUUGUCGGUGGAGCUGGCUUUGGAGCUGAUCAAGGCACCCGUUCAUGUCAUGAAGUGGUUCACUUCUCAGAUCCCCUGUUGAUUCAUUCCCAUGGUCUCUCUGUUUAUUAGGGAUUUGGAUUUUAGCAUAUACUGUUGAUUAUCGUUACUCGCUAAUUUUGGGAAUCUUUUGGCUGUGAUUCUUCUGAAUAUCUUUCCCUGGUUGAUCUAUCAUUGUCUCUUUUCUGA